Molecule: messenger RNA, 1843 nt
Organism: Porites evermanni
Lineage: Eukaryota; Metazoa; Cnidaria; Anthozoa; Scleractinia; Poritidae
Source: the annotation of a GenBank genome assembly
AUGGACACUGUUAAGACAGUGGAUGGCCAGUCGCAACGGAGGUGGUCCUCACUUGCAUUUGAAGAGGUAUAGGAAGAACAAAGACUGAGAGGCAACAGCACAGCACAAGAAGGUAGGCAAGUGAAGUGGCGGUCAUUGUUCCCAUUUUAAUGAGGCCACAAAUGAUUUUUAGAGUCCAUUCUAGUCGCCUAGGACUGGGUACGUCGGGCACGUGAUGUGCUGUGCAUGUCAGAUUAAGGAACAAGUCCCAAAACUGUACAGUCUGUAAUGAAUUUCUACCGAUCUUAACGGUUGAUUCUGAUUGUUAUUGCUCCGAUUGUUUGAAGGCGAACCGAUGGUGUGCUGAGUUUCUUCGUGUGCGUUGAAUAUUGGAGGCCAUUAUCUGUAUGGUAAAUAGCCUGCGUAGCAAGCGUUUCCACGUGAGUUCGUCUAAAAAAGUUGGCACGAGAGCAAAAUUCCACCCUUUUUUUUGCUCCCGCUCUAACUUUCGCGCAAUAACUCGAUUGGAAACGCUUGCUACCCAGACUAUAUGGUAAAGUGUGACUUGGUUGCCUUGAUCUGCAACUUGCAAAAGAUCUGGUACGAGGUAAUCACUGUAAUUAAUAAUAAUCAAUAGUCACGAGUAAGGUCUCAUCUCCAUAGGUGAAGAGAUCUUGGGCAAUUUUUGACCAUGGGGUAUUUGGAAACUUAUGCGUCAUCAAUGGUUCUGGUGGAGAACCUCUGCAUCAGCUCAACAUUGCAAACGAAUGGUACAGAGGCAACGGCAUGUUGGUCAAUCCCACCAAACACCAAGCCAUGAUUAUAGGAAACACGGAUCAUGUGUUUUCCUUUCCGGUACAAAAAUCAAUUGAAUUGUUUGGAAUAACCCGGGAAUAACUGUGGAUGACAGACUCUGUUUUGAUGAACACGUCUCUAACAUAUGUAAAAAGAUAACUAACCAAUUCAAUGUCAUAAGCAGAUUUCGCAAGCUUAUACCUGCCACUGUAUUGUUACGCCUCUACAAAGCAUUUAUAUUACCACACUUCCUGUAUUGUUCUACCGUAUGGCAUUUUUGUGACUGUCGAAAUAAGGAUGAGAUAGAAAUGUUGAACAAACGCGUUCUUCGGGUCAUCUUAAAUGACAAAGUCUCAUCAUACGGUGACCUAUUGCAACGUAUUGGACAUUAUUCCCUCAGUAACAAGCGGAUACAGAACAUGCUUAUAAUUAUCUUCAAAUGUCUUCAUCUUGAACAGUAUCCGCAGUAUCUCAAAGAAUUGCUUUCUCUGAGAUCUGUUGAUUAUUCGAUGAGAAGUGCUGAUACCCUUAGUCUUCCUAAACCUGUUACUACUUUUUAUGGCUUAAAUUCUUUUAGUUAUACUGCUAAGUUCUGGAACGCGUUGCUUGACAGACUGAGAACCGUUCCGUCUUUGCAUGACUUUAUUUUAGCAAUUCGGCGAUACAGAUUAAUUAAUUAAUUAAUUAAUUGUAUUAAGAGUUAAAUAUUUUCUCCAGUUAGUGUAUACCAUAGUUUAUUUCAUUUUAGGAUUUUCUUUCUUUUCUCGGAGAUACUAGCCUAUUUUUGGCUACUCUGUAAUUCGAGACAAAAGCUUUAUGUAUGUAUGUAUAAAGUGUAUGCAUGUAUGUAUUUAUGUAUGUAUGUAUGUAUGUGAUAAGUAGUCUAUGACGACAUUAAAUGUAAGAGACAGCGGGCCAAACUUAAUUACUACAAGACCGACAGACCAUUGACAGGGCUGCAAAUUGGGAAACCAAUUCGUCUGCAGCCAGUAAACCCCCAAGAAUCCAUGGGAGAAAGGAUCGUGUGCAGGAGAAGACAGAACUGAAGACGGACCACGUUGGUAACUGA